AUGGAACUUGAGAUUAAUGAUGAUAAGGUCGAGUGCCCAUGGUGGGUUACUGAGGAUGGGCAGGGGCUCUCUGCAGACACUGAAAGUAACCAGGACAGUGAGAAGUUCUUCAGCGUGUGUAGUCGAGUCACAGUUACAGGAGAGCAAGUGGGAAAAUUCACCUGUCAAAUCCUGACCCCCCUGGUGCAGGUGGAGAAGAAAACUACCAUGCUCAUCUCAGGUUCUAUUUUUCCAGGUGCAUCUCAGUGGAUCUCUGCCUCAUGGAUACAACUCUCUUUAUUCCUUCUCACAUUGGCUGCUGGUUCUGUUCUGAUAUUUCAAGGAAGGAGAGUGGACUCCCUGGAAACUGUUUGGCUGAAGAAACACCAGCACCUCUACCAAAAAAUUCAGACUCUGCAGGAAGCUUUCCAGAAUGAGCAGGAGUCCACACGGCAUGAUAUUCAGCUCCUCAGAACAGACUUGAAGAAGGAACUAGGAUUGACAAUAGAUGCAAAUACUACAAACACUUUGGAAUCUGUGUGGAAGGAAGACCUCCAAGAAGUGUCCCAACAAGUCCAAACUCUGCAGAAAGCUUUUAAAAGCACCCAGGUGUACGCACAGCGUGACCUUCAGAUGAUCAGAACAGUCCUGAAGGAUGAACUAGUAAAGACAGUGGAGGCAAAUGUCACAGGGAAUAUAGCAUGCAUAUGGCAGAAGGACCUCCUGCAGCUCUCCCAACAAAUUCAAACUCUGAAGCAAACUUUCCAGAACAUGAAGUUUGCCAUACAGCGUGACCUUCAAAUGACCAGAACAGACCUGGAGAACAAACUAGGAGAGACAGUGGAGGAAAAAACAAGCACCUUAGAAUCCAGGCUGGAGAAGGACCACCAUGAAAUCUCCAAACAAAUUCAAACUCUGCAGGAAAACUUCCAGAACACAUAUGAGACCACACAGCGUGACCUUCAGAUGAUCAGAAUACACUUGGAGCAUGAGCUAGGUAAACCAGGCCAUUCCCCAGCAGGCUUUCAUUUCUCUGAAGAAAAAAGCUGUUCUACAGGCAAACAGUCCUGUGAGCUCAUUGUCCACAGCUCCUCAAAGUGGAUGAAGGAGAGAAGGACAGUGAAGGAAAAUACCUCAAGGGUCUUGGAAGCCAUGCAGCUGAUGGAUAUCCCACAGCUCUCUCAAGAAAUCCAGACUCUGGAAAAAACUUUGCAGACCAUAUCGUCGUCCACAAAAUAUGACUUAGACCUGCCAGUCCUACGGUCCUACAAAGGAGAUGUCAUCCUGGAUGCUGACACGGCUCAUCCCAGACUGGAAAUCUCUGCGGAUGGGAGGAGAGUGAAAGAUACUGGUGUCAUCAGAUUCUCGCUCAGAAGUGAGAAGAGAUUUGAUUCUCAUCUGUUUGUGCUGGCAAAGGAAGGAUACACUUCUGGGAAACACUAUUGGGAAGUAAAUGUUGGGACAAGAAGAAACUGGGCCUUGGGUAUUGCCUGUGAAUCUGUGACUCGCAAAGGAACUUUGACUCUGUGUCCUGAGAAUGGCUUCUGGGUUAUUGCGUGUGUAGAUGGGCAAGAUUAUUUGGCCUGCACAAAUCCUUGGACCUGUCUGACUGUGACUGGCUCUUUGUCAAAGAUUGGGAUCUUCUUGAACAUCCCAGCCAAGCAGGUUUCUUUUUAUGAUGUCUUUAGGGCAGUAGCUUUGUACACUUUAAACAUUGCUGAGGGCAGCAGCCAGGAAGGCAAAUUCCUUCCCUUCUUCUCUACAGGCCUUGCUGCUGCUGAGCCCGACACUGAGCCACUAGAAAUAUUGCCAUUUUCUGAUGAUGAUGAUGAGUAGUUUACUCUGCAUUUCAAAGGUCAAUACUGUGAUUGAAUCACUUUGUAAUCAGGCUGCUGAUUUGUGUCUUCCAAACAAAAGUAUUGAAGGAGAGGGCAAAUUUGUCACAGUGGUCAGCUUUCUAAACUAUGCAUCAGAACAAAAAGUUUUUUUGAGGGAAAUUUUAUAUUGUCAAGAGAAAUAAUUUUUAUUUCAUGGUAGUAUGAAAAAAGCACUUCCUGUGGAUUGUGAAUUUUCCUGGAAAAUUACUGUAUUGGGAUGGGUUUUUUUGAUCUCAUAC
This is a messenger RNA of Lonchura striata (white-rumped munia), 2095 nucleotides long. The record is from RefSeq and is a predicted model, not a curated record. Lineage: Eukaryota; Metazoa; Chordata; Aves; Passeriformes; Estrildidae.